AAGUCUACUCUCUCUGGAUUCUCCUUGAGGGAUAUCCUCAACCAACUCUACUGGACGACAUUACCUUCAAUCUCAAAAGAGAUGCCAAUUUAUCAGAUCUUGCACCCCAACUUGUCAACCGAUUCAGCGAACUGGCCCAAAAGAACAAUCUGGACUUGGAGUUCUUUAACUUCGAUGCCCGCACCGAGAGUCUUCUUCUCGAUACUACGCUUAAGGCUGUGGAGCAGGACACGUCAGCUGGAAAGCCACUUGUCGUGCGCUAUCCACUGACGGAUAACACUAUCGUGGUCAAAGUCAGAUUGCUUAGUACUCCAGCGGAAAUUUGCCUUCCCCACACGACUGGAGUCUGGUACAUGCUUCUUAUUAAAACCAAACAGAAGUACAAGCGUCUGCAAGAGGACGGGAAUGCGUUAUACUUUGUCGAUCAGGAAACAAAAAAGAAAACCAUCGACGAAGAGUUCAUAUUCACUGACCUGAUGAAAAAGACUAAUCCGAAUUGCUGCAAAAAACCGUAUGCUGAAUGGACACCUAAAGAUGUGCUCAAGGAAAUUUUGCACGACCAAUAUUCAGCAAUUGAAGCAAUUCCUGAGCUCGAUAUAGAUGCAACCUUCGGAACCGAUACUGUGCUCAACGGGCAAGAACUGAGACGCUUCAUCGACAACCUCGAAAGAAUUGCAUCAGCAUUUCAUUACGAAGUUUCGUCAAACGAAGCUACGGCACGUAAUUAUAUUAACCCUUUUAUGGUCGAUGCAGUUGCAAAAGUUAGGUCGAAAUAUCCAUCGACGCGGCUGGUUGUUGAAGUAGAUUUCGACGGCAGUCGUGGCUAUGGCCUCCUGGACUAUGUUAUCUAUUGCCGAGAUCUCGCAAUUCUGAUUUCGGAAGCCAAAAUGUUUGAAAUCCAGAAAGGAAUAGCACAAAUCCUUGUGCAGCUUCAUACCGCGGCGGAGAAACGUAAACGUAAACUCGACGAGUCAAUCACUGACCCCCCAAUAAUUUGCGGCAUCGUGUCAACUGGAAAUGAAUGGCGAUUCAUCCUUUGGUCCGGUUUACCAGAGAACCCUACCAUAAAGAUUUCCAAGCCGUAUGUCUGUGCAUUCGGAGGAGACAUGCGUGAGGCGAAGGAAGUGAUUUCCAUCAUUGUCCGCAUCCUCCAAUCGCAAGCCAGUGUGUUGGCACCACAGGAUGAAGUGAAAGAUGAAGUGAAAGCUGAGGGAAUUGAUGACGAAAAAUGA
Messenger RNA from Rhizophagus irregularis DAOM 181602=DAOM 197198, 1232 nucleotides. Lineage: Eukaryota; Fungi; Glomeromycota; Glomeromycetes; Glomerales; Glomeraceae. The record is from RefSeq and is a predicted model, not a curated record.